This is a messenger RNA of Aspergillus pseudoviridinutans, 1335 nucleotides long. RefSeq names its product CFEM domain-containing protein. The record is from RefSeq and is a predicted model, not a curated record. The coding region runs from base 1 to 1335 and encodes 444 amino acids. The transcript is spliced from 3 exons. Lineage: Eukaryota; Fungi; Ascomycota; Eurotiomycetes; Eurotiales; Aspergillaceae.
AUGUCUAGAUUUUCUCGACUGGUUCUCCUCGCAUCGGGCGUCUUACCGCUUGCCUUCGGGCAGCUGGAGACGAUUAGCGUCAUCACUCCUGGUGUUACUCCAGUUAGUUCAAGCUCAUCGACGAGUUUGACCCCAUCUUCAUCCUCCGGUGCGACCUCGUCGGCUUCAACCCCUCUGCCUACAUCCUCGGCCACUGCCACCACCCCUGGGGAUCCGUUGGUGCUCACCACCGUGUUCACCCAACCGCCGGGAUGCGCUGGCGGUAUGACCGAGGUGGCCUCGUGGUCAACUGAGCUCUGGCAAAAUAUCGUCAAUCCAGUUCCAACCUUAACUCUUUCAUCCUGCUAUCCCAGCCAGUUCUCCUAUAGUGCGGUGGCAACUGCCAUUUUGCCCCCCUAUUCCCAGCUGGUUUGUCCGAAGGAUUGGGAGACGUACAAUGUCACGGACACAUACCUCAUUUGUUGCCCAAGUGGCUAUGGCGUUUUCGCGCCCAAUUACCAGAACAAAACGCGGCCCGGACUGGGGGCCGUCUGCACUUCCAGUAUCUGGCCCAACGUGCUGAUGGACAUUACGAGCUACGAUUCCACGGGUGCAGUGACCGUCAUUCCCACCGUCGCCGGGGAUGACGGGGCCAUCGUUUUCGCAACGGCUUUCGAUGGAACGAGAGCUACUGCGUUGGCCUCGUCCACGCCUACGGGUUCCUCCACUUCCCCCUCCAGCUCCACCUCGGUGCCCGAGACAACAACCGUUCCCACAACCUCUACUGGCUCAACCACAUCGAUUUCAACCACAAGCACCGCCACCCUAACCGCAAUAGCGCAACUCCCAUCAUGCGGCCAAACCUGCUUCAACAACAUGCUUGCCCAGUACGACAGCCUCGGCUGCACAACAUCCGAUCCGUCCUGCCUCUGCCGGAACAUCAACUUUUACUAUGGCAUCCGAGACUGUGCCAAUGCCGCCUGCGGGACUCCCGUGGCUAGCACUGUCCUGGCCUUUGAGAGCGGCUACUGCAUGUCGGCCAUUGCCGCCGAAACUACAUAUCCCAUGACUAGCAUCACGACUGUUACGUCUACCUCGACCGUUCCUUCCGCUAGUCCCACCGCGAUCUCCGAUCUCCCCGCCUGCGGUCAGACCUGUUUCAACAACAUGCUGGGCCAAUACUCGUCCCUCGGGUGUAGCAGUGCUGAUCCCUCGUGUCUCUGCAAGAAUAUUAACUUCUAUUACGGGAUCCGUGACUGCUCGAAUGCAGMGUGUGGUAACGAGGUGGCAACCACCGUCCUGUCGUUUGAAAGUUCCUACUGCGCUUCUGCUACAGCCGCUGCCACCGCCAAGUAA